Molecule: messenger RNA, 2182 nt
Organism: Gordionus sp. m RMFG-2023
Lineage: Eukaryota; Metazoa; Nematomorpha; Gordioida; Chordodea; Parachordodidae
Product: gamma-tubulin complex component 3-like
Exons: 12
Coding region: 1-1851 (616 amino acids)
Biological process (GO): meiotic cell cycle; microtubule nucleation; spindle assembly
Cellular component (GO): centrosome; spindle pole; equatorial microtubule organizing center
Molecular function (GO): microtubule minus-end binding; gamma-tubulin binding
Source: RefSeq, a predicted model, not a curated record
AUGGAUUUGAUGAAACAAGACGCCUGGAAUCAAAAAUACGUGAUCAAUUAUACUAUGCUACCCAAGUUAAUUUCCAACGAUCAAAUUUACAAAAUGUUCUCUGCCGGCAAAUCCCUAUAUUUUCUGAAAGAAGUUUGUAAGGUUAAACGAGAGAAGAAUAAUGAAACGCCCCAAGAAAAUCUACUCAAUAAACUUUACUUCCAAGUGGACAAUUUUUCCGAUAUUCCCUACCAUUCUUCACAUAUUUCCAAUCUCUCCCCCUAUUUUCACCAUAUUUUUAAGUCUCAGGUUAACGACCAAAACGCAUUCACCAGAUACAAUUUCUUGGAUACGGAGUUGGGGGCUUUAUCUCGUCCUUUUAUAAACUUGUUGUCCCACUGCUACGAAAAUAAUUCUCGCGACUUGGUAAAUCAUGUGAUGUCUCGUCUUCGAUUAGUAAGUCACAUCGCUGCCAUCCGGGAUCACGUGAUGUUAGCCAGAGGGGAUUUUACUAGUCAGCUGGUCACCGGGCUGGAAAGCUUGCAAGGUGUAGAUAGAGAUGCAAAUCAAGGCCACGAUUUGAAGCACACAUUUUUCGGUCACAAAAUGGCACAAAUUCUUGAGGAUGCCAUUAAAAAUAGUAAUUCUAAAUACGAAAGUUCCGAUAUUCUGAAUCGCAUAACUGUUGUUGCCUCUAAACCUAAAAAAGAUAAUAACAAGGUUCCAAUCUGGGAAAUGUUUUGUCUCAAGUACGUUAUAGAAGAAGGUCCUUUAUCAGUGGUUUUAACGAAAGCUCAUCUUCACAAUUAUCAAGCCCUUUUCUUGGUGAUUUGGCGUACUAAAUGGCUGUGUCAUACCCUCCUUAAAUGCUGGAAGCGUCAGAAAAAUUACCCCAACUUCUUAUUUAAAUCGAGGGGGCGAUUUAACGGUAGCAAUAAGAUGGACUAUCUCGAACAAAUUUAUUCCAAAAAAAUCGGAUCACUAUUUCAUUCUUGCCACAUAAUGGUAGCUACCAUGUCGCAUUUCAUCCAACAGAUUCAGUAUUAUUUCAAUUUCGAGGUGAUGGAAUGCUCUUGGCACACCUUCAUCAAAGAAUUAAACGGCAAUUCCAACGACCUCGAUAAGAUUAUAUCUUGUCACGGGACCUAUUUGAACCAAUUGACAAGAGGAUUUUUACUCGCGCCAAAUUUUAAACUCUUAUACGCUCAUCUCUUAGGCCUGUACGAUUUGGUGUUUCAAUUCCUAACGCUUCAUGCUUCUAUCCACACCCUCAUAGCAUUACCAUUGUCGGCGAAGGGUCUAGCUUUUCAUAUAUCCCAAGAUAGGAAUAACAUGAAAAAAGUCGCUAUAUUUUCACCUAUCUACAGUACCGACACCGUUGACAAUUCUUCCAACAACUUAAUAAAUUUUACCUCGACCCCUUUCGAAAGCAUGUAUCCGUCUAAGAACGAUAAAAAAUCCUGUUUUUUCCAAACAAGCUCUGGUUAUACUCAAAUCAACAAAGCUCGGAACAAAACCAGCAAUAAUGCAACUCCGUUGGUCACAUUUAUCGAAAGAGUCCAGCUUUAUAGGGAUAAAAUUCAUUUGCUCAAAAUAUCUUUUCAGGAUCUCAUGAAAGAUUUUCUUUUCAUGCUUGUGGACAAACCUGGGAUUUCUCUGUCCCAAUCCCAUUCGCAUCAUGCUUCGCUGGUCGAUAACAAAUCUGAACCACCGGAUAAUCAAGAUUUAUCCACUUGCGUUAUCAACGAGGACUACAUGCAUCUGUUUUACCUGAGUUUCCGGCUCGAUUUCAACGAUUUUUACAAAAACAGGGAUGUCAGACUCAGGUCUUCACUUACCUUUUCUAAAAGAUUGUCUCAUACCAAAAAAUAAUUGCAAAACAUUGAGACGAAUUUGGCGGAGUCUAAAAAAAUUAUUAUUUUAUUACAUCCUUUUUUUAAAUAUUUGAUUAGAAAUUGUUUUAUAUAUUUUUCCAAAUACUUUACCUUUUACACCAUCUUUCAGCUUGCUAAAUUUCACAAAAAAUUGGUCUCUUGGGCAGAGGAAUCUUAACUUCCCCCCUCCACCCCUCUCAUAAAUAUUAUAAUAAUUUUUAAAAACUCUUACCAGGCCCGCUGGCCGGUAUAUACAGAACUCUAAUUUGUAUUAAUUUUAUCUAAUAAUCAUGGAUAUUAGUCGCACAGUAAGAAAAAAUAUUUGAAUA